Molecule: messenger RNA, 2473 nt
Organism: Gasterosteus aculeatus aculeatus (three-spined stickleback)
Lineage: Eukaryota; Metazoa; Chordata; Actinopteri; Perciformes; Gasterosteidae
Gene: cyp19a1b
Product: cytochrome P450, family 19, subfamily A, polypeptide 1b
Biological process (GO): response to estradiol; female gonad development
Cellular component (GO): endoplasmic reticulum
Molecular function (GO): aromatase activity; heme binding; iron ion binding
Source: RefSeq, a predicted model, not a curated record
AUCAUCUGACCAGUGGAGGACGAACUGCAUCAAUUUAAACGGCACUCUGAACGAUCGAAAAGAACAAGAUAAGGGACAGAAUCUGUUAGUGUGUGUGUAUGUGUGUGUGUGUGUGUGUCUGUGAAAGGUAUGCAGCAACCACUCACCGCCGGCGCCAAAGUGUCCGAAGUCACCUCCGUUCUGCUUCUCCUGCUGCUGCUGCUGCUGCUGUUCACGGCCCUGCACCGAAUCAACCCGUCACAGAUACCCGGUCCGUGCUUCUUGGCAGGACUCGGUCCUAUCCUCUCCUACGGCAGGUUCAUCUGGACGGGGAUAGGAACAGCCAGCAACUACUACAACAACAAAUAUGGCAGCAUUGCCCGCGUUUGGAUUAAUGGCGAGGAGACACUCAUUCUGAGCAGAUCUUCAGCGGUAUACCACGUCCUGAGGAGCACCCACUACACAGCCAGAUUCGGGAGCAAAAAAGGGCUGGAGUGCAUUGGGAUGGAAGGGAGGGGGAUCAUCUUCAACAACGAUGUCCUACUCUGGAGAAAAGUGAGGACGUAUUUUGCUAAAGCUCUGACAGGUCCGGGCCUCCAGAGUACAGUGCAAAUCUGCGUGAGCUCCACAUCCAAACAUCUGGACAACUUGCAGAAGAUGACCGACCCCUCGAGGCACGUGGACGCUCUCGAUCUGCUGAGAGUCGUCGUAGUGGACAUCUCCAACAGACUCUUCCUCCGGGUGCCGCUCGACGAAAAGGACUUGCUGAUGAAAAUCCACAACUACUUUGAGACCUGGCAAACAGUUCUUAUAAAGCCCAAUAUAUUCUUCAAGAUCGGAUGGCUGUACAACAAGCACAAGAAAGCGGCGCAGGAGCUGCAGGACGUGAUGGAGAGCCUCCUGGAGACGAAGAGAAAGAUCAUAAACGAGUCUGAGAAGUUAGAUGACGAUCGCGACUUUGCCACGGAGCUCAUCCUCGCUCAGAGCGUCGGCGAGCUGUCAGCGGAUAACGUCCGGCAGUGCGUGCUGGAGAUGGUGAUUGCAGCGCCUGACACGCUCUCCAUCAGCCUCUUCUUCAUGCUAAUGCUGCUGAAACAGAACCCGGACGUGGAGCUGAAGAUAGUGGAGGAGAUGAACAGCGUUUUGGGUGAAAAAGGUGAAAGCGUUGAUUAUCAAAGCUUGAAAGUGCUGGAGAGUUUCAUCAAUGAGUCCUUGAGGUUUCAUCCGGUGGUUGAUUUCACAAUGCGAAAGGCUCUGAAAGAUGACAACAUCGAAGGCAUGGAAAUCAAAAAAGGAACCAACAUCAUCCUCAACAUUGGUCUUAUGCAUAAGAGCGAAUUCUUCCAAAAACCCAAAGAGUUCAACGUGAUGAACUUUGACAAAACUGUGCCCAGUCGUUUCUUCCAGCCCUUCGGGUGUGGGCCCCGCUCCUGCGUGGGCAAACACAUCGCCAUGGUGAUGAUGAAGGCCAUCCUGGUCACCCUCUUGUCUCGUUACACUGUGUGUCCUCACAGUGGCUGCACCCUCAACAGCAUCCGGCAGACCAACAACUUGUCACAGCAGCCCGUGGAGGACGAGCACAGCCUGGCCAUGCGCUUCAUCCCCCGGAUCCCAUCAGGACCAGGCAGUCCGCACUGAGACACGUGCAGGGGUCACAUUGCUAAUCCGGGUUUUCAUGCGGAACUGACUCGUAAAAACCGAACACGGUCCCCUCGUCUUGGGGUUUUAAAUGGAUCGUUUGUAAGAUGCCUGAAAUCUGGUCCCACAUGGAAUGAAGGAGUUUUCAUAUUUGAACUACAGCAGAAAAGACUUCAGUAAAUCCCUUUCUUGGAUUUUUAAGGAUUUUACGUGAACUAAAAAAGGUGGUUGCUAAGUGUCACAAAGAGAUAACAAAACAUCGUCACGCUGUAAGAUCAGUUAUUUGACUGUUAUUUGACUGUUCGUUUGUAGAAUAUUAGAAUUUUACUUCUGCUGAUUCUAUGAAUGCUCAAAAAAUAUUUGUGUAGAUAAUCUAGCUGAACUAAAAGUGUAGCAUAACAUGUUGAGACAGAUCUUAUUUUCUGCAAUAAUCUCAAAUCCAUUGGAAAACAUCAUUGGCUUUUUGUAGGGAGAAUCACUCGGAACCCUUUCUUACUAAAUGUUUUCCCUUUGAUUUAAGCAAUACAACUGAAGGUUAUCACAUUUUUUUUAUGAAAUGCAUUUCCAAAUGUGGAGCCAACUUGGUUUUGUUUGCACCUGGACGGAGUCAAACAGCCCGUUUUUUGUUAUUGUUGAUCCUAGUUUUGUCUUGUCGAUGAUGACCGCGGUAGCAGCAUUACAGUGGUUGAUGAAUCCAGAUGAAACUAAUUAACCCUCUGUAUCCUACUGUUAUUUCAUGUUUACAUCUGUAUAGAAAAUGUUGAAAAUAGAUACAUAACAAAGGCUGCGAAUCAAAUGAUGUGUUUGUUGUUUGUAGUUAGUAAACAAUAGUCAUUCAAUAAACAUUUGAAAAUUC